Monopterus albus (swamp eel) is the source of this 2525-nucleotide messenger RNA. Its product is annotated as cleavage and polyadenylation specificity factor subunit 3. The transcript is spliced from 18 exons. The record is from RefSeq and is a predicted model, not a curated record. Gene Ontology annotation, molecular function: RNA binding; 5'-3' RNA exonuclease activity; RNA endonuclease activity. Gene Ontology annotation, cellular component: mRNA cleavage and polyadenylation specificity factor complex. Gene Ontology annotation, biological process: mRNA 3'-end processing by stem-loop binding and cleavage. Lineage: Eukaryota; Metazoa; Chordata; Actinopteri; Synbranchiformes; Synbranchidae. The coding region runs from base 93 to 2165 and encodes 690 amino acids.
AACGGCCGACCCUCUCAUUCAUUUAACCAAUGCGAUACAGUAUGAAACGAUUUAUUUUGUGUUUUAAGCUUUAGCUCCAAAAUUCAGUUAAUAUGGCUACAAAACGCAAGAUAGAAGUGAUUGUGCCCGCCGAGGAAAGUGACCAACUCCUUAUUCGCCCUCUUGGUGCUGGUCAGGAAGUCGGAAGGUCAUGCAUCAUCCUGGAGUUCAAAGGAAGAAAAAUUAUGCUGGACUGUGGCAUCCACCCUGGCUUGGAGGGAAUGGACGCUCUCCCAUACAUAGACUUGAUUGACCCAGCCGAGAUAGAUCUACUGCUCAUUAGCCAUUUUCAUCUGGAUCAUUGUGGAGCUCUGCCUUGGCUCCUGCAGAAGACCAGCUUUAAAGGCAGGACCUUCAUGACCCAUGCCACUAAGGCCAUCUACCGCUGGUUACUGUCAGAUUAUGUCAAAGUCAGCAACAUCUCUGCAGAUGACAUGUUGUACACUGAGACUGACUUGGAAGAGAGCAUGGAUAAGAUUGAGACCAUCAAUUUCCAUGAGGUCAAGGAGGUGGCUGGGAUCAAGUUCUGGUGUUACCACGCUGGUCAUGUGCUUGGAGCUGCCAUGUUCAUGAUUGAAAUAGCAGGAGUCAAGCUGCUUUACACAGGAGACUUUUCCCGACAAGAGGACAGGCAUCUCAUGGCAGCAGAGAUCCCCAGUGUCAAACCUGACAUCCUAAUCAUUGAGUCGACCUAUGGCACUCACAUCCAUGAAAAGAGGGAGGAGCGAGAAGCUCGCUUCUGCAACACAGUCCAUGACAUUGUCAAUAGAGAAGGUCGCUGCUUAAUACCCGUGUUUGCUUUGGGACGAGCUCAGGAGCUGCUGCUCAUCCUGGAUGAGUAUUGGCAGAACCACCCAGAGCUCCAUGAUAUCCCCAUCUAUUAUGCUUCAUCACUGGCCAAGAAGUGCAUGGCUGUGUACCAGACCUAUGUCAACGCAAUGAACGACAAGAUCCGCAAGGCCAUCAAUAUCAACAACCCGUUUGUCUUCAAGCAUAUCAGCAACCUCAAGAGUAUGGAUCACUUUGAUGACAUUGGUCCCAGUGUGGUGAUGGCUUCUCCAGGUAUGAUGCAGAGUGGGCUGUCCAGAGAGCUCUUUGAGAGUUGGUGCACUGAUAAGAGGAACGGAGUCAUCAUCGCUGGAUACUGUGUAGAGGGCACACUGGCCAAGCACAUCAUGUCUGAGCCAGAGGAGAUCACCACUAUGUCAGGCCAGAAGCUGCAGCUGAAGAUGUCCGUGGACUACAUCUCCUUCUCUGCCCACACAGACUACCAGCAGACCAGCGAGUUUAUUAGGGCGCUCAAACCACCACAUGUGAUUCUUGUCCAUGGGGAGCAGAAUGAGAUGGCUCGUCUGAAGGCGGCACUGAUCAGGGAGUAUGAGGAUAAUGACCAGGUCCACAUUGAAGUCCACAACCCUCGCAACACAGAAGCUGUCACGCUGAAUUUCAGAGGAGAAAAACUGGCCAAGGUGAUGGGCUCUCUGGCUGACAAGAAGUGCGUUCAGGGUCAAAGGGUGUCAGGCAUACUUGUGAAGAAGAACUUCAACUACCACAUCCUCAAUCCUUCAGACUUGUCCACCUACACUGAGCUGGCCAUGAGCACUGUGAAACAGACUCAGGCCAUCCCCUUCACUGGACCUUAUUCACUGCUCGUCUGCCACCUAAGGAAUCUCACCGGUGAUGUGGAAGAACUGGAUGGAACCGAAAAAAACACUUUGAAAAUCUUUAAAAAUAUCAUUCUGAUCCAUGAGGUUGGCAUGGUGGUGCUGGAGUGGAUAGCUAAUCCUCUGAACGACAUGUAUGCUGACGCUAUCACCACUGUAGUGCUGGAAGUCCAGUCGAACCCAAAGGCUCAGAAAGUCAUGGAGACCCAGAGUACCAUUAUGGACAUGGAUGUCUUCCAAUCCCGGCUAGAGGUCAUGUUGCAGGACAUGUUUGGAGAAGAAUGUGUGGAGUUCAGUGACGGUAAAAUCAUCACUGUGACAGUCGACAGGAAGACGCUUCACAUUUGUUCAGAAACGAGAUCGGUGUGCUACGAGGACGAAUGCACGGAGGACGACUCCCUGAGAGAGAUGGUGGAGCUGGCGGUGCAGCGGCUCUAUGACGCCCUCAACCCUAUCGUCUGAGGACAGAGACAGGAAUGCAGGCUUGCAGAGAUGUUAGACAGUGAGUUAUCAAAGAUAAAAUUCUGUCAGACGUUAACAAGCAGCUUGUAUUGGUGUGUAAAAACUGGAAAAUAUGGGCUCAUGGAGAAUUAUAGUGGCCUGCCUAUCCAUAGAUGACCACACUACUACAGUACUACAAUAGUGUUUUAACUAAUUGUUUUAUUCCACAAAACUUAAUCAUAGAUUAAUCGGCUGCACUGUGCUGAUUAAUUUGUGCUUUAGGUACAGAUUCACAUAAUUAGGCACUUGUCUGGUCUGGUGUAACUGAAGGGCUCAGCAGCCAAUCCCAGUCCCACUUGGUGAACUAGACCGGCCUUUUAC